GGGGUUUCCCCCAGGAAAGCGGUGUGCCGCCCAAGAGAGGCCUGCGGGAAAUUCCUUGUCGGGAAGUUGGGUGCGAUGCCGCCCAAGGAGCGCGGCAGGGGCAAGCUGCCUGUUCCUCUGCCGAGAGACAUGAUCCUGAAGGACACCGAGGGAAAAACGUGGAGGCUGGGCAGCCAGAUCGGCCAGGGCGGGUUUGGCCUGAUCUACUUAGCUUCCCCUCAUAUUCAUGUUCAAGUAGAAGAUGAUGCAACGCAUGUAAUUAAAGUGGAGUAUCUUGAAAAUGGCCCCUUAUUUUCUGAACUGAAAUUUUACCAACGGGCUGCAAAACAAGAGCAAAUAAGAAAAUGGAUGAAUCUCAAAAAAAUAAGAUGCUUAGGAAUCCCAGUGUUUUGGGGAUCAGGCUUGGCUGAGCACAAGGGAAAAAGCUAUAGAUUCAUGGUCAUGGAGAGACUGGGGGAAGACCUUCAAAGAAUCUUUCAAGACUGUGGAAGCAGAUUUAAGAAGGAGACUGUUCUGCAACUUGGGGCACGAAUGCUGGAUACUUUGGAAUAUAUACAUGAAAAUGAGUAUGUUCACGCUGACAUUAAAGCAGCAAAUCUGCUGUUGGGCUACACCAAUUCACGUGAGGUUUAUCUUGCAGAUUAUGGACUUUCCUACAGAUAUUGUCCCAAUGGGAACCACAAACAGUAUCAGGAAAAUCCUAGGAAGGGCCAUAAUGGGACAAUAGAGUUUACCAGCAUAGAUGCCCACAAGGGAGUAGCCCCGUCCAGACGAGGUGACCUUGAAAUCCUUGGCUACUGCAUGCUGCAAUGGUUAUGUGGGAAACUGCCGUGGGAGCACAACCUGAAGGACCCCGUAGCUGUCCAGGCUGCAAAGACAAAACUUAUGGAUGAGCUCCCACAUUCGGUGAUGGAAUGGAAUUCUUCUGGAAGCAGCUGUAGUGAACUAUCCAAGUUUUUGGUGUGUGUUUAUGGCUUAGCUUACGAUGAAAAGCCAAAGUACCAAGAGCUUAAGAAAAUCUUGCUGGAUGGACUGAAGAGGAGCGGAAUUCCCUAUGAUGGCCCUCUGGAAUUUUCCACUGCAGGAUGCGCACAAAAUCACUGUGCUGCUAAAGCAUCAAAAGCUCGCUUACCAAAGCCUAUGCCAAAACCAGCUCAACAGAAGCAAGAAAAGAUGGAAAGUGAGGAAAACAUCUGUCAAAACAAGGCCAGGACACGAGCAAGAGGCAGACUGCUCCAAGAUGAAGAGAAGCCAAGUAACUUGUGCCGGACGCUUCCCCAAACAGAGCCUCAGCAGGUUCACUUACCAAAGCCUUCAGCAAACCCAGUGAGACAGAGGCAGAAGGUGAAAGAGGAUGCCUCUAAGUACCCAAGCAGGCCCCAGGCUCAGAUAACGCACAGGAAAUGCCAUGCUGAAGAGAAGCCAAUGACACUGAACAGCACCAUGCAGGAGACUGACCCACAGAAGAAAGACACAGGAAGAGAAUUACCACCACUCAACCCCCAGGCAUCAUUCUUUGAGUCCAAAAGGAAACUAGAGCAGCUCUUAACUACAGCUCAUCCACUGUCUUUGCAAGAACCUGGUCUUUCCGUACCCACAAUAUUUAGGCUCGCAUUUACUGAAGAAAGAUACCACUACAGUAUAGCUAUACUUGUACUUUUGUUUCUGAUAUUACUUUCCUUGUAUUUUCUUUGAUGCCACUGUUUCAUUGCCUUCAGUGCAAGUGCGCCGACGUUCCCCUCGUGGUGCUUUUCUCAAGGUUUCUUCACGGAAGAUUUCAAUGCCAGGGGCUGAGAAAAUAAUUUUGUAAAAUAAAGCUGUAAAUGCACA
This is a messenger RNA of Lagopus leucura (white-tailed ptarmigan), 1830 nucleotides long. RefSeq names its product VRK serine/threonine kinase 2 (gene VRK2). The coding region runs from base 76 to 1695 and encodes 539 amino acids. Gene Ontology annotation, molecular function: ATP binding; protein serine/threonine kinase activity. Gene Ontology annotation, biological process: peptidyl-serine phosphorylation; signal transduction. The record is from RefSeq and is a predicted model, not a curated record. NCBI's taxonomy places the organism in Eukaryota, Metazoa, Chordata, Aves, Galliformes, Phasianidae. The transcript is spliced from 14 exons. Gene Ontology annotation, cellular component: nucleus; cytoplasm.